AUGGAAGAAAGGCGAUUAGCAUUGCACAACAGGGCGACAUCAAGCAAAGAAGAACCUGUGGCAUUAAAAGCCAUGGCUAAACAGCAUUCUAAGCAGAAGCACAAUCAGCAGCAUCAGAAGCAGGACACCUCUGGUGAUAGUAAAAUGAUGUGUUACACCUGUAAGGAGCCCAGACACAAGGCAAGGGAAUGCCCAAUCUGGAAGACAUUGAAGGAGGAAUGCACUAAGAAAGGGGAUGCCAUGCCUUCUGUAGCUGAAUUUGAAGAAGUAGAAGCAGUGCUCCUGUGCGCCAAAGCGGAUGCACAUGCAUACAUGUCAAAAUCAUCAGUGGGAAAGUGGUUUCUGGACUCAGGUGCGUCAGAUCAUAUGUGCUGUGACAUUAAGAAGUUCAAGGACAUCAACCUGUAA
This is a messenger RNA of Macrobrachium nipponense, 408 nucleotides long. RefSeq lists its product as uncharacterized. The record is from RefSeq and is a predicted model, not a curated record. Lineage: Eukaryota; Metazoa; Arthropoda; Malacostraca; Decapoda; Palaemonidae. The transcript has a single exon. Bases 1 to 408 code for a protein of 135 amino acids. Gene Ontology annotation, molecular function: zinc ion binding; nucleic acid binding.